Lates calcarifer (barramundi perch) is the source of this 2226-nucleotide messenger RNA. Its product is annotated as GTPase IMAP family member 8. The record is from RefSeq and is a predicted model, not a curated record. Bases 138 to 767 code for a protein of 209 amino acids. The transcript is spliced from 4 exons. NCBI's taxonomy places the organism in Eukaryota, Metazoa, Chordata, Actinopteri, Centropomidae. Gene Ontology annotation, molecular function: GTP binding.
GCUUUUAUUUUGAAGGCCACUCUCUUCCUCUCGGUCCGUCACAUGACGCAGGGAAGAAAAACACCAGGAAAAGAAAACGACGACCUCAGGACAGGUGAACCCCGUCCCUGCGGCUCCAGACCUUCAGAUGCUCAGACAUGGAUCCAGAUCCAGAUCUCACCAUCGUUCUUCUUGGUAAAACAGGAGUCGGUAAAAGUGCCUCAGGAAACACUAUUUUAGGACGAGCAGCGUUUGAGUCCAAACUGUCCCUCAGAUCUGUGACAAAAGAAAUCUCUGAAGCAACAGGACGAGUGUUUGGGAAACUGAUCAGAGUGAUUGACACUCCAGCAAUAUUAGACACCAAUGAGGACAUUAAAUCCCUCUGUCGGGACGUCCUGAGGUCCUCCAGACCCUGUCUUUUCCUGUUGGUGGUCAGAGUCGGUCGGUUCACUAAAGAGGACCAGAAGGCUCUGAGGACGGCUAUAAAAGCAAUUGGUUCUCAGGGAUUGAAGAGGAGCUACCUGCUCUUCACAGCUGGAGACGACUUGAAGAACACGACUCUGGACGACUUUAUUUUUGAAGAGGAAGAAGGUGAACUGCCACAUGUCGUCAGGAGGAUGGGCGGGGCAUACCAUCUGUUCAACAAUGUGAACAGAGACCAGGAACAAGUCAGAGAGCUGCUGCAGAAGUCAGGCCACCUCAGAGAGUCUCCAGUUCUCCUCAGUACACCUGCUCACAGUUUCUCAGAUACUUGGCAGCUGGUAUGUCCAGGGAGCCAGUUGUGUUGAAGGACAGGAGGAUCGUUCUUCUCGGUCGACCUGGAGAAGGGAAGAGUUCAUCAGGAAACACCAUCUUAGGAUCUGAGAAGUUUAAAUCUGGCUGUGGUUUUAAACCAGUCACGACACAGUGUGUCUCUGGAUCAGCAGAGGUGGAGGGUUGCUGGGUCACAGUGGUGGAUACUCCAGGGUUCACUGAUGAAGUUCAGACUCGUGAACAGCUGUACAUAGAGAUCAUGAAGACAUUUGUUGAGGCCAGUCCAGGACCACAUGCCUUUGUUAUUGUGGUCAAACUAGACAGAGCUGAUGAAGCAGACAUCAGACUGUUUGAGAUUCUGCUCAAACUGUUUGGUCCUGAUGCUUCUAAGUACACCAUGGUUCUCUUUACUCAUGGAGACAGACUCAGAGGUCAGUCUGUUGAUCAGAUGAUCCAGUCCAUAGACUGUAUUUCCAAUCUGGUCUCCAUGUGUGGAGGGAGAUACUGUGUGUUUAACAACGAAGCCAGAAGAGAUGGACAGCAGGUCAGAGAGUUCCUGAAUAAAGUAGAAGAGAUGGUUACAGCUAACAGAGGAGAACACUGCUCCUCUGAGCUGUUCAGGAUGGCUGAGACCUUCAUCAGAGAGGAGAGAAACCUGUUAGAGUUGUCACCUGAAAGGAACCCGUCUGGUUUUCCAGGUGCCGGCAACAGAGCAACAGGUGGCGAACAGAAUGUAAAAGAAACAGUAUGGCAAAAACUAAAGCGAUACCUCCGGCUCUUUCUGAGAUACCUUGGCCUCCUCAGUGUCUAAAUGCGACAGGUUCUUCCCUGGAACCUCCCCUCGCUGCCUCCACCUGGUCUGAUGAAAACCUGCUGAGCAACAAAAGAACAGCUGGAAAUGGAGGAAUCUGUCUGAAUUUUUGUGUGUCUGUCGGCGGUUCACGCUCUGUGGGUGUAUUUCUGAGGACCUCAACAAGUUCAGCAGUCAUGUUCCCCUGACCUAAAUCCAAUUGAGCACCCCUAGGACAUUCACCAAGUCCAGUCACAGACCGUCCCAGAGCUCACUGAUGCCCUGGGAGGACGCCAUCCACGGACUCAUCAGGAGCAGGGCUUUCACUGUACUGAGUAACAUUAUGAGUUUCAGUGAUUUACUGUUAGAGCUCAUACAUAACAUACAAAGUAUAACUAUGUACUGUAUCUGUAUCUGUUUUUGUAUAUAGUUGUGUAUAUCCCAGUAUCCCUCAGAUCAGUUGUAAUUAUAUGUAAAAACAGUAAUUCUGAAUCAUUGUUUCUCUUAAACUCAGUCACAUUGUAACUCAGUAUGAUUUAUUAUUAUUAAUAAUAUACUUUUGUCAUUGAGAAAAGGUUUUGUUUGCUUUUUGUGUGUUUUGUAUCUACAGCAUUUUAUGGAUCAGUUAUCGGUUUUAGAUUAUUUGUGUCUUUUUUUUCGCUUUUGUGUUUAUAUCUUUCAGUAAUAAAUAUAUUUGAAUUGUC